AUGCCAGGCAGAAACCUUCUCUCCUCCGCCCUCACCGCGGUGACCAAUCAAACCGUGGUUUCCUACGAGGAAUAUAUGGAACGACGUUCUGACUCAUCCUAUCUCUUCCAUAAAUUGAAUUCCGAUGCUCUCCAUCAGUCUCAUUUGGUGGGCGGUAUCGUGUCCACUGACGAAGGUGAUUUGGUUGAAGUAGACGUAGAAAUGGACGAUGACAACGUCGAAGAUAAUAUGACAAUUUUCGUCAGAACCUUGACUGGAAAAGUUUUGAACAUCGGUUGCAAACCGACAACUAAUAUCGAAAAGAUAAAGGCGAAAAUUCAAGCCAGGGAAAGUAUUCCUGUAGAUCAACAGAGACUUAUCUUCGCCGGAAAGCAACUUGAGGACGGUCGUUCACUAAGCGAUUAUAAUAUUACGCGUGACUCGACCCUUCAUCUCGUUCUUCGUCUCCGCGGCGGUGGCGGCGCGUUGAACUACUUCCUAAGUCCCGAACUUCUCGAUCCCGGCUACGAUUUCGAUUUCACCGAUAUUAAUGAUACAGGAAGCAUAUUCACGAGAGGUGGAUUCGAAUACCGCCGUCCUUGCGGUUGGAAGCGUAUCGCGCUUAAGGUACUCGACAAAUAUGACAGCGACAACAAGUGGCUUGGAACGGCGAGUUCUCGUUUCCGUUAUGACUCGGAACCUGGUGAAUGGCCCGUUUCUUACCAUGGAACAUCAAAACACUGGAAUUCUUCUAUUGCCGAUGAUGGUCUUCGCCUCAGUAAAGAACAAGGUAUCCAAUUCCCAUAUUCUCAGGGUAUUUAUACCACCCCCGAUGUCAAUUUGGCAGCCAAUUACGCAGAAACCUUCACUCAUGAAGGCGCGCAAUAUAAGAUUGUUUUUCAAAAUCGCGUCAACCCGGACACCCUAUCCAUUCUUAACACCGGUUGCGGGGACUAUUGGAUUAGCCCGAGGGGCACAGACGUGCGUCCAUAUGGUAUUUUGAUUAAAAAGGUUUAA
Acaulospora colombiana is the source of this 996-nucleotide messenger RNA. The record is from the annotation of a GenBank genome assembly. Lineage: Eukaryota; Fungi; Glomeromycota; Glomeromycetes; Diversisporales; Acaulosporaceae.